Messenger RNA from Nicotiana attenuata, 639 nucleotides. RefSeq lists its product as uncharacterized. The record is from RefSeq and is a predicted model, not a curated record. The transcript is spliced from 2 exons. The coding region runs from base 1 to 639 and encodes 212 amino acids. NCBI's taxonomy places the organism in Eukaryota, Viridiplantae, Streptophyta, Magnoliopsida, Solanales, Solanaceae.
AUGGCAGAUGAUGAUUGGUGGGACCGAAAAAUUAAGGAGAAUGCAAAAUAUAAGAAAUUUAGGAACAAAGAUCUUUUGCUCAUAUGGUUUCGCUACGAUGCACUGUUUGCUGAUGUUGUUGUCGCAGGAGAAAGAGCACGUGCAACAAAUCAAGAACAAUCAUCCGGCGUUGGACUUAAUCUUGAUGAAGAACGAAUAAAUGUUAUUGAUGAUUGUGACAAAGAACACUUUAUUCAUCUUAAUGAUGAAAUGAGCGAUGAAAGUGAUGAUCUGCAGAAUAUAAAUUCUGUUAUGUUUCUAGAGCCAUCACUAAAAAGACAAAAAUCAACUGAUGGUGUUAGCACGAGUAGUCGAGUAAGAAAGAGUAAGAAAAAAACAGCUGCAACAUUAAUAAAAGAGGACAUACACUCUCUCAUAGAGUUUAUGUCUAGCAAAAGCACUGCUACAUCUCCUGCAAUUGAUGAGACAUCCAUCGAGAAGUGUAUUGUCACGUUGGGACAAAUUCCUGAUAUUCUAGCUGGGAGUGAAAUUUACAGUUUUACUAUGAAUAUGUUCCGCAAGAAAAAUAACCGGCAGAUAUUUUUGGGGAUGUCUACUGAUGAAGCUCGCAAGUCUUGGUUGGAGUUUAACUAUCAGUAA